This is a messenger RNA of Sphaeramia orbicularis (orbiculate cardinalfish), 1798 nucleotides long. It is a transcript of the gene nkx2.4a, whose product is annotated as NK2 homeobox 4a. The coding region runs from base 60 to 1115 and encodes 351 amino acids. Gene Ontology annotation, molecular function: DNA-binding transcription factor activity, RNA polymerase II-specific; RNA polymerase II cis-regulatory region sequence-specific DNA binding. Lineage: Eukaryota; Metazoa; Chordata; Actinopteri; Kurtiformes; Apogonidae. Gene Ontology annotation, cellular component: nucleus. The transcript is spliced from 2 exons. The record is from RefSeq and is a predicted model, not a curated record. Gene Ontology annotation, biological process: cell differentiation; regulation of transcription by RNA polymerase II.
GCCGAUACAACAACACAGUUGAUCUGCUCAAACACAAAAAUCUACCUGCUUUCUGAAUCAUGUCGUUGAGCCCAAAGCACACAACGCCUUUUUCAGUGACAGAUAUUUUGAGUCCAAUCGAGGAGACCUACAAGAAGUUUAGUGCCAUGGACGGCGCAGGGAACCUAACCUCUCCACUGGGAGCCUACCGACAGCCUCAGGUGUCUCAGACCGGCAUGCAACAGCACUCCAUGGGCCACAACGCCACCGUGGCCACUACUUACCACAUGCCGCACACCGUUUCCCAGUUCUCCCACAGCGCAAUGGGGGGAUACUGCAAUGGAAGCAUUGGCAACAUGGGAGACCUCCCGUCAUACCAGGAAAGCAUGCGGAAUAGUGCAGCAGCAACAGGGUGGUACAGCACCAACCCUGAUCCAAGAUACUCCACCAUUUCUAGAUUCAUGGGACCUUCCACAGGUAUGAACAUGACCGGCAUGGGGAGUCUCACGGGGAUGGACGCCACCAAAUCCAUGCCAGCUCUACACGCUGCGCCCAGGAGGAAACGACGCGUCCUGUUUUCGCAGGCUCAGGUCUACGAGCUGGAGAGGAGGUUUAAACAGCAGAAAUACCUGUCGGCGCCCGAGAGGGAGCACCUGGCCAGCAUGAUCCACCUUACACCUACCCAGGUCAAGAUCUGGUUUCAGAACCACCGGUAUAAGAUGAAGCGCCAGGCCAAGGACAAGGCUGCGCAGCAGCUGCAGCAGCAGCAGCAGGACGGUAACCUGUGCCAACAGCAGGCGCAGUCCCCGAGGCGCGUAGCCGUGCCAGUACUGGUGAAGGACGGUAAACCGUGCCAGAACGGCUCCAACACACCGACGCCGAAUCAGCAACAGGUACAACAGAGCCAACAACAAAGCCAACAACAGAACGGAGCCGGAGUCGUGCUCGCAUCCUCGACCAGCAGCCUAAGCCAGCAUCAAAGCCAGCAGCAGGUGAACGCUUUGGAGCUAGAGGAGAUGUCACCCAGCCCCCCCUCACUGCACAGCCAGCUCAACAUGGCCCAGAUAGACACGUCUGCUGUAGAUUACACCAGUAACAUGGUCAGCUCAAACCUCCUGUACGGCAGAACGUGGUAGGACCUAACACAGUACUGUCACUUUUUCUAUGUGAACCUGCGGAUGAGCCCAUAAAAGAGCAAAACACAAAUAUAUAUAUAGUCCCAUUUUUAGUCUGUCUAUAUAUAUAUAUUUGUAAAUAUAUAUAUAUGUAGGCUGAAAAUGGGAAAUGGUGCCCUUUGGUGUUGGAUGGGACAAGGCGCACAGAGGCGCACCAGCUGAUCAGGGCACAUUUUCUUGACAUCUCUGAGAGGGGAGUCUAUUUUUGAACAUUACAGAAAUGGCUGCCCUUGAGAGCAAUUAUGUCGUUUCUGGACCUUUUGUAAUCCAUGUUUUGGACCUUCCUCAUGAUGUUUUAAACGUAGUCUAUGUUGUUGAAACAAACAGGAAUGCUGCUUCACUUGAGUUCGGACUGGGGGGGAGGUGGGAUCAGGUUUGAAGUACACUAAGCCACCACUCCUUAUUUACGGUAUUUUAUCAUAUUAAUAUUGUAAACUAAUGUAUUCAUCUAGACUUAUUAAAUAAAGUAGGGACUUGUAUAUUUGGCUAACACAAGAAUGCGUUUAACUGUAUAUUAUUCGUUAUUGCGUCCACUUUUAUGUUUUCUUUAUUCUUUUGUAAGUUAAAAAGGAACAAAUGCGUGAUGGCUGCUGUAUAUGUUUCAAAACCAAGUGAACGUUAACAAUAAAUAACUUGAAGUGUGA